AUGGUGCAUCGCUGUACAAGCCCUACCUGGUAUGAGGUCCUGAAGAAACAUGUGGCAGGCCUGUAUCUGGGUGCUAUUGGGGGACAAGAAGAGAAAGGUAAGGUGGAGACAGGGAAGAUGAGGGAUCGUACGCUCUUUCACCAGAUUGUCGAAUUGAAGCUGGGUGAGAGUUUGCUCUUCUGCCCUACAGCUGCCAUUGGCGUACAAGAUAAAGAGAUCAGGAGAGUGCUGGAUCACUUCGUCAAGUUCCAGACUAGGGGCCGUAUCACUGCAGAUGGUGGCCGAACAAGGCUUGCCGAGGAUGCUUGA
Molecule: messenger RNA, 309 nt
Organism: Alternaria atra
Lineage: Eukaryota; Fungi; Ascomycota; Dothideomycetes; Pleosporales; Pleosporaceae
Exons: 1
Coding region: 1-309 (102 amino acids)
Source: RefSeq, a predicted model, not a curated record